This is a messenger RNA of Perca fluviatilis (European perch), 5609 nucleotides long. It is a transcript of the gene tsku, whose product is annotated as tsukushi small leucine rich proteoglycan homolog (Xenopus laevis). The record is from RefSeq and is a predicted model, not a curated record. NCBI's taxonomy places the organism in Eukaryota, Metazoa, Chordata, Actinopteri, Perciformes, Percidae. Gene Ontology annotation, molecular function: protein binding. Bases 816 to 1880 code for a protein of 354 amino acids. The transcript has 3 exons.
AUGGCAGUAAACUGAGAACCCUGUGUACUUAUGAAAUUACAAAUGCAAGUCACUGAGUUUGUGAAUCACUAGACAAAAAAUAUUCAGUAACAUUAUGAACUCAGUGUUACAAGCAGCUAGUAGUAGUCAGGGAGUUCAGGGGUCAAAACAAAAGAAACACUGCACAGAGGUUAUCAGCUCUGUCUAAAUAGACUUUGAGCCAUGGUAAUCAGCCUACAUAUGCUGACCCACAAGUACUAUGCAGCUAUGUACUGUACAGUAACCUCAUCCCCUUACAUAAGCCAAGAUAAAUAAACGUAACCCCUGUUAGAUAUACUCAAUAACAGCCGUAACAUUAGUCCCUUAGUUGAUUUUCACUGCCUACCCCAAAAAGAGUCAGAAUUUAAAACGAAUGUCAGUUUAAGGAUUAGAGAGUAUUAUUAUUUUACUUUUUCUUGCAAGAACAUACCAACAUGUAUUUCUUAGAGAGGCUGGGUUUGCUCAUGAAAAAAUAGUUACCCUCCCUUUCCUUAAGUUUUGACAAUUUUUGGUGAAUUUUGAACAAAAGUGCUCAGUCAUGUCCUGUUUAUUGCAUGCAGAAACAUACGCUGUACAACUCUGGAUUGUAUCUUUAACACAUGCUUUGCUGUGUCAUGCCGGGGCCAUUGGACCAUGACUGUUCAUUUUUACCUCUUACACAACACUUAACCUCUGUCCAAUUUUCACACUUAUUUCAGUGUUGUGCGUGCAGUACAUGUUGCUUAAGUUGAACGGGGUGAGCUCUAUUCAGCUCUCAUUUACACAUAGGCGGACAACAGCAACAGCUACGGGAACACAUGAAAAAAAAGAGCAUAAUGGCACUCCUUCUGUGGCUUGGCCUGUCGCUGCUGACCUCAGUCCAGUCCAACGCUGUCAAGAACUGCCACCAUGGUUGUCGCUGUGAGGUGGAAAGCUUUGGCCUGUUUGACAGCUUCAGCCUGACCAGGGUGGACUGCCGAGGGUUGGGACCCGCCACUACCAUGCCCAUCCCAAUCCCACUGGACACCGCCCACUUAGACCUGUCCUCCAACGCCAUGGGCCCGCUCAGUGACACCAUGUUAGCUGGUCCGGGCUACACCACGCUCGUAAGCUUGGACCUCAGCAGCAACCUUAUAACAAAGAUAACACCCAAUGCUUUGUCCAAGCUGCGUUACCUGGAGUCUCUGGAUCUGAGCCACAACAACCUGGAGAGCCUCUCCCCGAGCUGCUUCUCCAGCCUCCCUCUGGCUGAAGUUGACCUCAGUCACAACAGCUUCCAAGAGUUCGACAUGGAUGUGUUCACCCCUAAAAUUAAUGGUCAACCUGUCAGCGUGGAUCUGUCUCAUAACAAGCUUGUGUCAGUCUCCACGACUUUGCACGGCGGAGUGUUACACAUUCAAAGCUUAAAUCUGUCAGCAAACCGGCUGUUGAGCAUACCGAGGCUGGCAGGACUUCCUCUGAGGUACCUCAAUCUGGAUGGUAACCCCAUCACACAGAUCAAGGAGGGAGCUUUUGCUCAGCUGAAAGAUCUGGGUUAUUUAUCCAUCGGUGGCCUCCAUGAGCUUCAGGAGAUCGAGCCAAACAGCUUUAAGGGCCUCCAGAACCUGCAAGUUCUGGAUCUCUCAAACAACCCCAAGCUCAAGACUCUGGGCCCUGUGGUUUUCAGUGGACUAGACUCCCUGCAAGAGCUGAAUUUGUCUGGCUCUGGUGUUGCGUCCUUGCCAAAUAACAUGCUGACCCACCUGCCCAGUAUUAAGAGUAUUACACUGGGACAAAGCAUCAACUGCUGGAGGACCCAGAAACAGGGUCAGUUUCACCGGCAGCUGGGUCAAGUCCAACACAACGAGGUGCUGAACUGUAAUGUGGAGGGCAUAGUGCUGUGAAACAGUGACUGUAGAAAUGGACCACUCCUUAAGGAGCCAGUGUACUCCAUCAGAAGUGCUUGUCGGAUGGUUGAAUGGCUUCCGAAAUCCCCUCUCCCCACACCUUUUCUACGUUGAAUAUCCCUAUUAACACUUUCGAUUUCCAGCAUGGCCAAAUAACCAUCGCACAACCAAGUUCUGAUAGACCAUACCCUGGCCCUUACAAUCCUGAUGCCAGAGCUGUGCCUUAUCUGCUUUGAUAAUGCAUAACUCUUUUUCUUUUUGUCUUCCUUUCACCCAAUUACCUCUGUUCCCAGGUGAGCCUUUGGAAUAUGUCUUAAAUGUUUAAAGUGUCCUUCAUAUGCUCUGAGCACAGAAAUAUCAUAAAUGCUGUACCUUUUAGAAAAACUAUGACAAAAUGUACAGCAUUCUACAUAGUACAUAUACAUUUAUUUUACAUCUUAACAUGAAGCGGCAACAGGUAGAGAACCAUUACUGAAUCAAACCAAAACUUUAAGUAAUAUUCAUACGUUAUGUACUUCAUUCACAGUGGGACCAUAGUAAGAGCUAUUUGCAUUUAUUCCAGUUGCAAUGUUUCUUUUUUUUAAAUAAUGCACUUGAAACAUGGCCUAAAUUUCAUCCAGUACAAUACACCUUAUAUUGCUCAUAAUAUCCACACUGAAGAAUAUUUUACCACUGUUGACCACUAAGAUGUUUUAUUAGACUUUGAAUGUGAUACUUUAUUGAAACUAUUAAAGUGAUAGUUAGACAUUUUGGUAAUGUACUUAUUCGUUUUCUAACUGAGAGUUAGAGAAGAAGAUGCUCAUGUUUGUUUGUUAAAUGUGAAGCUACAGCCAGCAGCUGGUUAUAUGAUAUAUGAUAUGAUAUGAUAUACUUUAUUGUCCCUAAAGGGAAAUUUGGUUAGCUUAGCUUAGCUUAAAUUUGGUUAGCUUAGCUAAGCUCAGCACAAAGACUGGAAACAGGGAAACAGCUAGCCUGGCUCUGUCCAAACCUCUAAUUAACUUGUAUCUGGUUUGUUUAAUUCAUAAUAAAUAAAAAAACAAAUGUAUGUAUAAUAUGUGUGUAAAAACAAUGGUUGUGGUUGUAUGGGAGGACAGCUUCCUGGAGUCUUGUCAUUGUGCCCAUAUAACCACAACCAGUGGUUUUUAUGCAUCCCCCCCCUGUUUCCAGUCUUAAUGCUAAACUAAGUUACAGGCUGUAGCUUUACCAUACAGACAUGUUGUUAUAUGUCUCCCAAACCUGAAUUCUUUUAUUCAGCAGGGUCUUGGUGGGAAACUUACAGUAACCAGUAACGUGUGUAACUGUUGAGGACAAAGAUCUCUUGUAACACCCACAAAAUGACCAUUUAAUUACUUGAGUUGUUGUUUCAAUGACCACCAGCCAUUAUGUUUGGGCAAUGUACCUUCAAAAUGACACAAGUUUGGUGUACAGCUUUUGCAAAUGAGGUCAAUGCACCCUUUGACAUGGUGCUCAAUGAUCUGUGAGUUUUUGAGAUUACCAAACAAGUAAACAAGCCGUGACCAUGUUGACCGGGGGUUUAUUUUGACCUGCUGUUAAAUCAAUGUCCAGGUGAACAAGACACUAAAACAUGACAUCUUUCAUAUACAAGGCAAUGAAGUCACCUUGCCAUUCCUGUGGUAUUUCUGUGGACCUAAGAGGAUGAUCAGCCUCAAGACUGCACAUUAGGGUUUUUGAAUGUUUUCUGCCAGCCAAUCAGAAAUUACCUACUCCAAUUCUCCAUUUGGCUGAAAUUGUGAUCCCACACAGUCAGUUUAAGCAAUUGUGCAGUAGAGUUGUGUCGAUUUCAGAUCCAGUGUAUCAGGCUAAAUCGGUUGAACUGGCAUUUGUUACUAUGAAGGCUUUGGGCCUUUUUAGUGUUUUGGUUUUGAGAAUUUUAAGUUGGUUCACUUAAAUUCAGAUGAGCCCAGUCUUGGUGUAGAAGUUUAUAUUUUUAUGUAUGUAUGUAACUAAAUUGUAUAUAACUUUAUAUAAACCAUAUGGGUAAUUAAUUUACUCCUCUCACACUCGUUUGAUGACUGCUGUUUGUCCUGUGUGACGUAAAAACGGCCAAAACAAUUCUUAGGUGUGUCAGCGAAGGAGCACAAACACAUGCGAGUAUUUACAGUAUUAGUGUUGACACAGUAUUUAACAUGUUGUGAGAGAUGCUGUUUUUCAAAGCAGUGUGUGAUUUGUCUCUAUGCAGGGGACUGACUCAUAGAAGGGUGUGUCGCUCAGUACAAGAUCACUUUUUACAGCUCAGCAACAUGUUGUGUAUAAAACGUUCUUGCUUUAUUUACUUAAAAGUGUCUGGAUACACAGACCCAGACACACACUUGUGGUCUUGAAUGGUCCUUAAAAAACACUAAAGUGGGCAGACAUGCCAGGGAGAACACAUUAUUCCCUUCUUUCUGUGACACAUCUUUUACACUCAAAGAACCAGAAACAGACAAAUUAAGGCUGACUAAGCCAAGGGGUUUUCACAGAUUGCACCACAGCUGUGCUGUACAUGUUACAUCCUGAACAUUGAGCUUAAGAAUAUAGAGGAUCUUUAGUAGCCAAAAUCUAUCCAGUUGUCUUGCACUUGAGUCUAUUUAUGCUUAUGUGUGUUUUGAAUGCAAGUUCGUUGGAGGCUGCCUGAAAGCCUUUAACAGACUGACCCAAUUGCAGAAAACAUUUCCACGUGUUUGUGCGUUGUUGUCCAUCCCCUGAAGCGCUGGCAUGACACCCAAGGAACCAGCUAUCCAUCAAAAACUGCCCCAGCAACAUUCAGUAGCGCUGAAAUAAAGGCUCACUAGACAAACUGCAAUAAAAUCGCAAAGACAUUCAGGGAAUGCAACAGCACAACAAAUCGGGUUACAGAUCAAAAGUGGGGGAUUUCUUUCCCGCUUUGGUCCAACAAUUGUAGCUUUUCAUGUCUGAACAUAGAGUCCGGUUUUGAAUUAUGAAAUUUCAGUGGACGAGAACUCAAUCGGAAAGCUACACUGAAUCAGACCAGCUCACGUCUGUUUACUUCCAUGUCUACUUAGUUUGCUCCUAACAAUGUCUCUGUCUAGUCUGGGACAUGCAAAGAUUUGUUGGAAAAGCAGUGCAAAUGUGUUCACAUACAAACGGCACAAUAUAUUACAGGCUAGCUAGGUGACAACAUGAUGUGUCUACUGCUCUGUUUGGAGAAAACACCACAAUCUUUUCAGCUAGUGGAGAUGAACAAGUUUCUCUCAGAGCUGGAAUCAAUAGAGUUCUUGACAGUAAUGUUGACAUUUUUUGUCAGACACUGAACACCCCUGCAAUGACAUGCAGUUGUAAUGUGCUCGUCUAACUGUUGACCGUUACUCUGGCAGGACGUUCAUUUCUCAUGAAAGAAAACAGACGUGUUCAAAUACACCCACAGAGCAAUGACUGUGUAGGAACUAUGUGUUUGAUCUCCUCAUGACAUUUUGUGGUUUGAAGUAAUGUCAUCACAUAAAUACAGUACAGUCAUAGGAAGAGGGGCAGUAAUCAGGAGAACAAGAGACCCUUUUCAGGUGGAUAAAGUUGACACUGAGUCAGUAGAGGCCUUGAGUUAGGGAGCCAUGUUUUCAGUCAUCUGAAAUCUGAAAAAAAACAGUAUUUGCACAUGUGGUGUAAUCGCUACCAAACAAACAGCAGCUCACAUUUGUGCAAGUUUGAACAAGAUUAAACAAGAUUUGAUUCGUGCCUCAGCUUUUACUGAAUAAAAAGUGACAUUAGCUA